Molecule: messenger RNA, 272 nt
Organism: Racocetra persica
Lineage: Eukaryota; Fungi; Glomeromycota; Glomeromycetes; Diversisporales; Gigasporaceae
Source: the annotation of a GenBank genome assembly
CUGAACUAGAUAGUAUGAUAAAAUUACAAUUAGCUUUAGUACCAACUACUUUUAUUCAGUCUUCACAGCUCCAGAAAACACAAGCUUUACAGUCUCAGCAAAAGCAACCCGAUUUCAGUGACUACCUUAGAGUACCAGAUAAAUAUAUAUCAGAAAGACCGCCAGAUAGGUAUGGCAUAAAUUUUGAAAAAUUUACUCAUUGUGAUCUUAUAAACCCAACUCCUUUAGCCAGCCAAAUUAUAGAAUCUUUAGCUAAUGAUCUUUAUAAAAAA